CGUCUAGGGAGUCGCAGAAGUUUCUGAGAAACUCCACAACCUGCUCUUUCUCCCCUCACAGCUUCCAUCUCUUCCUGUGGAUAGACAUCCAGGAGACAGGCUUGGCAAUUAAAGGACUGUGCAUCUUAGAAAAGGAGCAUUAUGGAUUUUUCCUUUUUAUUCUUUAUAAGUGUGGUUGUUUUAAUACUGGAACAACAAGGGUCCCAUGCAAACAGAAGUCCAUCUCUGAAAGCUACUCCACAAAUUCACCGUCGUGAACGACGCUGCUCCUGUGAAAACCUGAAGGACAAAGAAUGUGUGUACUUUUGCCACAUAGGAAUCGUAUGGGUCGAUACACCCAGUCAGGUCAUUCCCUAUGGUGUGGGUUCACUUCAAAUGCGCCUAAGACGAGAUGUGGUGCGAUGCCAUUGCACAGACAAGAGAGAUAAAAAGUGUUUGCGGUUUUGCUCUUACUUGGAUCUCCAGCAAAAAGAUGAAAAUGCCUCAGUCAAAAGGUCCCAUCCCAGAGAACAAUACAAGUACAGAUUGCCCCAGAGACCAAGGUGGCACAAUCCAAUACAAACAACCUGAGAGAAAUGAAAAAAGCUAUGCAGUAACUUCAUAAUUGUAGUAAUAGUAUAUUAUUACUAUUUAGGCAGCAAGCCUGGCCAUGUGUCUGAAUAUGUGAGCUGUGAAUGGUUUACAUAGAACGCUAUUAGACAUCAUUUCUAUUACUUUGACUUUUCAUUAAAUGCUAGCAUCUCAACAGUGACAGUACAUGAAGCAAAUAGGAGUGAUACUGUAUAUUAUCUAACUGUCAGUGUUUUGUAGAAUACUGUAAAACUAUCGCUUCUUAUUGACAUUUAAUAUAUAUUGUUUGAUGUUUUCAAUUUUGAUUCCGUAUAGUAAGUACAUUUGGAUAUUUAUUGAGAACAAUAGCGACUUAUGGGCACUUUAUGUUCGCUGAUAAUCAUACAAUCAAAUUGGCCUCGGGUGAAGAUUAAUCUGGCAUUUAUGCUUAGG
Carassius carassius (crucian carp) is the source of this 1002-nucleotide messenger RNA. Its product is annotated as endothelin-1-like. The transcript has 4 exons. Bases 142 to 570 code for a protein of 142 amino acids. NCBI's taxonomy places the organism in Eukaryota, Metazoa, Chordata, Actinopteri, Cypriniformes, Cyprinidae. Gene Ontology annotation, biological process: regulation of systemic arterial blood pressure by endothelin; regulation of vasoconstriction; vein smooth muscle contraction. Gene Ontology annotation, molecular function: endothelin B receptor binding; hormone activity. The record is from RefSeq and is a predicted model, not a curated record. Gene Ontology annotation, cellular component: extracellular region.